Messenger RNA from Theileria orientalis strain Shintoku, 2097 nucleotides. RefSeq lists its product as uncharacterized. Gene Ontology annotation, biological process: chromatin remodeling. The transcript is spliced from 11 exons. Bases 1 to 2097 code for a protein of 698 amino acids. The record is from RefSeq and is a predicted model, not a curated record. NCBI's taxonomy places the organism in Eukaryota, Apicomplexa, Aconoidasida, Piroplasmida, Theileriidae. Gene Ontology annotation, cellular component: nucleus. Gene Ontology annotation, molecular function: histone H3K4me/H3K4me2/H3K4me3 demethylase activity.
AUGCCCAGGCCGUAUUCAUUAGAUACUUCUAAAAGUCAGGAUUCUAUGGAUGUUUCUGCCACAUGUGCAAGCAGGCGUAGUUCUCGUAAGAUCAAGAGGCCUAGUUUGUUUAAAAUAACACACGAACGUCGUCCUGAUCCUGAACUUCAGGCCGCAUUGAAGAGAAGCAAAUUGGAAACUUCCAACCAGGCUAUUGACUAUUCUUCCAUUACCCCUGUUCCUAUUGUAUAUGCCACCAAAGAUGAAUUUUCCAAUCCCAUUAAAUUAUGGACCAAAUAUAGUAGUUUAGGUGAACAGUACGGCGCCAUAAAGGUGGUACCACCAGAGGGAUAUUCCUACAAAAUGCCUGUGAAUUUGGAAAAAUUUGAAUUUAAAGUGCGUAAACAAAGGAUUCAAUUACUUUCGAAUGGAAAUGGGUUCUCAUACCCUAGUCAACUUUGGAACUGUGAGAAGAUGAGAAGGUACGAUAAGCAGCUGAAAAUGGAAAUAAUGGGAACUGAGAAGCCUACUUUGGAGUCUGUGGAGUCUGAAUACUGGGAUAUGGUCAGGAAGGGGGACCCGAGGGUUACUUCAUACUAUGGAGCGGAUUUGAACGUGUUUUCCCAAGAUGAAAAUGCCAAAUAUUGCUCAUCGUCAAAAACCGAUGACAAUGAUCCGUGGAAUCUUUAUAAUUUACCAAGGUGUGAGGGGUCGCUGCUGAAGUAUAUCAACUCGAUUGUUCCAGGGGUAAACAGCCCCUGGCUCUAUAUAGGGAUGAUUUUUACCUCCUUUUGCUGGCAUACUGAGGACAACUACUUCGGUUCAGUCAAUUAUCAUCACUGUGGUGCCCCGAAGGUUUGGUACCUAGUUCCGCCGAAAAAGGCAGCCAAAAUGGAGUCGAUUCUGAAGAACUACUCGUCGCUCAAUGGCGAGGAGUUCGCCUUGUACGGACUGAAGGUACAAAUUCCUCCGGACACGCUGCUUUCCAACGACGUUACACUCUACCGAAUGGUUCAGCAGGUAAACGAGUUCGUUCUCGUGUGGCCGCGGACAUUUCACUGUGGAUUUAACGCAGGGUUUAAUUGCAACGAGGCUUGCAACAUCGCACCGGGCAAUUGGAUCAAAAUCGGAUACCAAUCGCUGCUGAACUACAAAUACGCGCGCAAAACAUGUAUUCCGUUCUUCAGGAUUUUAAUGUCCUCUAUACCGAGUUUAAUGGACCUGGAUCCCACACACAUUAAGAGUGUCAUGGAGUGUAUGAGCCGUUUGGUGAUUGAGGAAUACCAGCUGAGACUAAAGAACAACUUUCCGCAAUACCAAAUGUUCCUCGAUAUGGACAUUCUGGACUCUCUGCCUGACAUAACAUCCUUCCUCUCGGGGGUUGACAAAAGAGGUGCCUCUCCUUUCCCUAAUAACGCCAGUGCAGACUUCGACUAUGACCUCUUCGUGAACGCUCUCUACAGGUGUGACACGUCCAACCACUAUAAUUUUUUGGUCGCCUGCAAGGACAUGGCCGAGUUCUGUAUAAAGGAUUGCGAUUUGUGCGACAGUCCAACCUUCGGAAGCGCAGUUUUAUGUAACCAUAUUAACACCGUUGUUUGUAUCAAUUGUUUGCACUACCACGAAUGCCCCUGUAAAACCAGGGUCGUACUGUAUCGCUACCCAUUACACAUGUUCUACACAAUUCUCGCAAUUCUGAAAAAUGUUUACUUUUCCAUGACUGGGGAAGACUGGGAGCCGAAGGCCGAGUUUAUGACUCCCUCUGAGGAGGACGUUCUUAAGGUAGACUCUUUGUCCCACUUCACCUUCCGCGACUUCCACGAGGUCGCCAAGCUCUCAGGGCAUGCUGCGCUCGACUCACCUGACUGUCCUCUUACUCCAGACUACAUAGAGGCCGACUUUGAGGAGUUCUCCGAGGUCUGCAGGAAGCUCAACAGGGCCAGGACGCUCAACAGGCGCAGGACCGGCGGCGCCCUUGACCACGUCGUCAUAGGCCAGCGCGUGAGCGCCAAGAGCUCUGACCAGCUCUCCGGGAAGAAGCUCAUCUAUGCUACCAAGCUCACUCUGAAGUACAUUAUUCUCGCUUUGGAGGAGGACAAGAAUGAGGGUCUAUCGUGA